Molecule: messenger RNA, 1256 nt
Organism: Mobula hypostoma (lesser devil ray)
Lineage: Eukaryota; Metazoa; Chordata; Chondrichthyes; Myliobatiformes; Myliobatidae
Gene: cryzl1
Product: crystallin, zeta (quinone reductase)-like 1
Exons: 14
Coding region: 100-1233 (377 amino acids)
Molecular function (GO): oxidoreductase activity
Source: RefSeq, a predicted model, not a curated record
UCAGUGGGUUCCACAGGACACAGUACUUGGUCUCCAGUUACUUUCAAUAAAUAUUAAUGAUUUAGUUUUGAAUUCAAAAGCAUAUUAAGAAGUCUGCAGAUGACACAAAAAUUGGCCACAUGGUUGAUGGUGAGAAGAAAAAGCUAUCGGUGCUCAAAGGUCAAGAUGAGGGGCCUGUAUUGCCAAUUCGCAGAAUCUAAUGAAGAUAUCAAGUUUGUAUUUCAAGAUAAGGAACCUCCUCCUAGUGUAUAUGAUCAUUAUGUCAAAAUACAGGUUAAAGUUUGUGCACUCAGCCCUGUGAACACCAAGCUGCUGGCUGAGUUAAAAGUGCAGAAAAAUUUCUUACCAAUUGGAAGAGAAGUUGCUGGCAUAGUAAUUGAAGUUGGACCAAAAGUGAGUUUCUUUAAGCCAAAUGAUGAAGUGGUUGGUAUUCUUCCCUUGGAUUGCACAGAGUCUGGGCUCUCAGAUACAUUGUUGGUUCAUGAACAUAGUCUUGUACCUAAACCAGAAAAUGUGAGCUGGGUGGAUGCUGCAGGGACCAUUCGUGAUGGAUUACGAGCAUAUAUGGCCCUGCAUACACUCUCCCAUGUUAGUGCUGAAACAACGGUCCUAGUAAUCGACGGAGCAAAUCCAUUUGGUACUAUUGUUAUUCAACUGGCUCAUCACAGAGGUGCAAAACUAAUUUCUACUGUGCACAACAAUGAGGACAAAAAGUACUUGGAAGGAUUAAGGCCAACAGUUGGCAUUCGCCAACCUUUGGUAGCCGGGGUGAUCAAUUUGUCUGACAGCAAGGUUGACCUUGUUGACAGCUGUUUGGAAGAAACAGGUGGCCUAGGCGUGAACAUUGUGGUGGACUGUGGAGUGCAGCUCUACAGCAAGGAAGAUGAGUUUGCUGCCAAAAAACAUCUCCCACAUAAACAUGACAUCAUCAGUCUUCUAGCUGUUGCAGGUCACUGGAUAACAACAGAAGAGGAUCUACAGCUGGAUCCGCCUGACAGUCGACUUCUGUUUUGCAAAGGAGCAAGUAUUUCAUUUCUGAAUGAGGAAGUGUGGCAGCUAUCAUAUAUGCAACAAGGGAAGUAUCUGCAUAUUUUGAAGGACGUGAUGGAGAAGCUAUCCAUUGCAACAUUCAGGCCUCAGUUGGAUGAACCCAUUCCAAUAUAUGAAGCCACUGUUGCCAUGGAGAUGGUUCAGAAGAACCAAGUCAGAAAAAAACAAGUCGUUCAGCUCUGAAAUGCUGUCAUGAUAACCAAUUC